Messenger RNA from Phaethon lepturus (White-tailed tropicbird), 884 nucleotides. RefSeq names its product transcription factor B2, mitochondrial (gene TFB2M). The record is from RefSeq and is a predicted model, not a curated record. The transcript has 7 exons. Gene Ontology annotation, cellular component: mitochondrial matrix. The annotation marks the transcript as partial. Gene Ontology annotation, biological process: rRNA methylation; transcription initiation at mitochondrial promoter. Gene Ontology annotation, molecular function: mitochondrial transcription factor activity; rRNA (adenine-N6,N6-)-dimethyltransferase activity. NCBI's taxonomy places the organism in Eukaryota, Metazoa, Chordata, Aves, Phaethontiformes, Phaethontidae.
GUCCUGGAGUCUUGACCCGAACUCUGCUCAAUGCAGGUGUUAAAGUGGUAGCUCUAGAAAGUAACUUGGCUUUUCUUCCAAACUUACAGUCCCUAGAGAAUAGCCUGGAUGGACAAUUAAAGGUCAUUUACGGUGACUUCUUCAGACUGGAUCCUUUGGUGGCUGGAAAGUUGAAACCACCUGCUAUGUGUUCUGACAAACUUUUUGAAACCAUGGGUGUAGCAGCAGUUCCUUGGAGAGCAGAUGUACCUGUGAAAAUUUUUGGGAUCUUACCACAAAAAAAGGAAAGGAACACACUUUGGAGGCUUCUUUUUGCCCUGUAUGAAUGCAGUUCCAUUUACAGAUAUGGAAGAGUAGAACUCAACAUCUUUAUAAGUGAAAAAGAGUACAAGGUAUUGACAGCAAAGCCUGGGGAAGGGAGGGCUUACCAAGCACUUACUGUACUUUGGCAAGUAGGAUGUGAAAUUCAGCUACUGCACAUGGAACCUUGGUCAUCAUUUUUAACUAAUUUGAAAAGUGGGGGACUGGCGGUAGCAAAAAGCACGUGGCUGCCAAAUGACCAUUUAUGUUUGGUACGACUGACUCCUCGGCAAAAUUUAUUUACAGAAGGCUUGAAGCCCACAAGUUCAUCUACCUUUAUUUUCAUGGUGAAACAGUGUUUUGCAAAACCCAGGUCUAGACUUACUGAUAGGUUAAAGUCAUGGAGCUUGCACAAUGGUGGCAAAUUACUGAGAGCCCUAGAAAUUCCAAAAAACGCUGAAACACGUAAUUUAUACCCAGAAGAUUAUAGGCGUCUUUUUGAGGCUUUGCAAAACUCUAAUAUGCUUACUGAAACUUGGUUCCAUGAUGAAGUCUUGGAAAGUAUAAGGAACAUAAAUAUAUAA